This is a messenger RNA of Microtus oregoni (creeping vole), 1152 nucleotides long. Its product is annotated as translation initiation factor IF-2-like. The record is from RefSeq and is a predicted model, not a curated record. The transcript is spliced from 3 exons. Bases 1 to 900 code for a protein of 299 amino acids. NCBI's taxonomy places the organism in Eukaryota, Metazoa, Chordata, Mammalia, Rodentia, Cricetidae.
AUGGGUCUCCAAGGCAACGCGCAGCCCGGUGCCCCUAAGGAAAGCCGAGGACCGCGUCGCCCCUCAGUAAGAGGCGGCGGCCGUCACCUGCCAAGCGAGGCCGUGCCGAGGGGCCCCAGGGUCCCGGCCUCAGAGAGGAGCGGCCCGCCGACCCCGCGGCCGGGACAGGAACCCGCAGCCCAGGUUUCCGCCCGGCUCGGCCGAGCCCGGCCCGGGCCUAGGGCGGGGGCCGCACGCGCUGUCGAGAACGGGCCCCGGCGGUCUGCGGCGCGCGGCCCCCUCGGCGCGGCCCGUGCAGCCCCGGGGCCGGCGGCGCCCGCACCUGCCCCGCGCCCUGCAGCAGCAGCGCUGCCGGGCGGCUUCACCCACCUGGCGCCUCGCGCGCGUCACCGCGCCACCGACCCCCUGCGCGCUCCUCGGCACCCGCGCCGGGGAAGACCCUGCCGUGCGGCCGCCGCCGCCACCGCCGCCGCCACCGCCGCCGCCGCCGCCGGGUCAGUCGUCAGGUCGGCCGCAGCGAACCUGUUGCGCAGCCUGUCACGGCCGCUGGGCUCCGGCGGCGCCGCCUCAGCCCCACAACAACAUGGCGGCCGCGGCCUCCGCAGGAAGCCGGGGGGCGGGGAGGCGAGCGACGGGCGGGCAGUGACGGUCCGCCCGCUUGCUUGCCCGGCCGGCCGCGGGGCACCGACUCCCCACCGCGGGGGAGCGCGACACUGCGUGACGUGCCUGCUCACCCCGGGAACCGUGGAGCCCUGGAUCACGAGGGCGUGGGCCGAAGCGCUUCGCUUCCCGCGACGUCCCGAAGCCUCCGAGCUGACAGCCCUUCCAGGAGCUGCCACGACCCACCUGGCUCCUCCUCUACGAGGACACUCAAUGUUUACCAAGAAUGCCAACGCCUGAAGAAGUCAGUCCUCCAGGUCCACCCAGAAUUCUCAGCAUCCUUCGUCCUUAGGUAUUCAUGAUUCAGAACUUGGGUUUAUAAAGGAGAAGAAUCAGGAUUUAAGAAAAUAAAAUUCUUGUCUGCAUGCGAUCUGAAGAAAUAAGCUGUAAGCUGUGUUGUGUUGUUCGGUCUCCAGCACAGUGAAAAACAUCUUGGGAACUGGAAAUGGCACCGCAAACUUUGCUUGAUUGGCUUCAAUAGUUGUAGAUGUG